Arvicanthis niloticus (Nile rat) is the source of this 2721-nucleotide messenger RNA. Its product is annotated as guanylate-binding protein 6-like. NCBI's taxonomy places the organism in Eukaryota, Metazoa, Chordata, Mammalia, Rodentia, Muridae. The record is from RefSeq and is a predicted model, not a curated record. Gene Ontology annotation, molecular function: GTPase activity; GTP binding.
GUGAGCCUGAGCAGGCAGCAGCAGUGGAGAAUUGCACUUGGACCUGUGCAGUGGGGACCAGAUUUGUCUAGGUUGGCAGGUUACUAUGACCCAACUACAAACAGCUCCCAUAUGUCUGGUGGAAAACCACAAUGGACAACUGUCGGUGAACCGGAAAGCCAUAGAGAUUCUGGACAAGAUUUCUCAGCCAGUGGUAGUCGUGGCUAUUGUUGGAGUGUACCGUACAGGGAAGUCCUAUUUGAUGAACUGUCUGGCGGGACAGAAUCAUGGCUUCCCUCUGGGCUCCACUAUUCAGUCUGAAACCAAGGGCAUCUGGAUGUGGUGCGUGCCACACCCCACCAAACCGAAGCACACCCUGGUCUUCCUGGACACCGAGGGCCUGGGGGAUGUGGAAAAGGGUGAUUCUAAGAGUGACUCGUGGAUCUUCGCCCUCGCUGUGCUUCUGAGCAGCACCUUCAUCUACAACAGCAUGAACUCCAUCAACCACCAGGCUCUGGAGCAGCUGGAUUAUGUCACAAAACUCACUGAGCUGAUCAGGGCAAAGUCUUCCCCAAAUCCCACUGAAAUAAAGAAUUCCACAGAGUUUGUGAGUUUCUUUCCAGACUUUGUCUGGACUGUUCGGGAUUUCACGCUGGAGCUGAAGUUAAAUGGGGAAGAAAUCACAAGUGAUGAGUACUUGGAGAAUGCCCUGAAGCUGAUCCCAGGCAACCAUCCCAGAAUCAAAGCAUCCAAUUUGCCCAGGGAAUGCAUUAAAUGUUUCUUUCCUAACCGGAAGUGUUUUGUCUUUGACCGCCCAACGUAUGACAUAGAACUCUUAAAAAAACUUGAUACUGUCUCAGAAGACCAACUGGAUCCUAAGUUCCGGGAAGGAACAAAGGCUUUUGUUUCUUACAUCUUCACUUAUGCCAAGAUCAAGACCCUCAGAGAAGGAAUUAAGGUCACUGGGAAUCAACUGGGGACUCUGGUGAUAACCUACGUGGAUGCCAUCAACAGUGGAGCUGUACCUUGUCUGGAUGAUGCAGUGACAACUCUGGCCCAGCGUGAGAACUCAGCAGCUGUGCAGCAGGCAGCCGACCACUACAGUGAGCAGAUGGCCCAGCGACUGAGAUUUCCCACAGACACGCUCCAGGAGCUGCUGGAUGUACACACAGCCUGUGAGAAGGAAGCCAUUGCUGUCUUCAUGGAACACUCCUUCAAGGAUGAAAAUCAGCAAUUCCUGAAGAAGCUGGUGGAAUUAAUAGGUGAGAAGAAAGGGCUUUUCCUGUUGAAGAAUGAAGAGGCAUCGAAUAAAUACUGCUGGGAAGAACUGGAUCGACUUUCAAAGGAUUUUAUGGAAAAUAUCUCAACAUUUUCUGUUCCUGGGGGACACAGGCUCUACAUGGACAUGAGGAAGAAGAUUGAGCAUGACUACUGGCAGGUUCCAAGGAAAGGGGUGAAGGCAAGUGAAGUCUUCCAGAGAUUUCUGCAGUCACAGGCCGUCAUCGAGAGUUCCAUCUUGCAGGCAGAUACAGCCCUCACUGCUGGGGAAAAGGCCAUUGCAGAGGAGCGCGCUCAGAAGGAGGAAGCUGAGAAGGAACAGGAGCUGCUAAGACAGAAGCAGAAGGAGCAGCAGCAGCUGUUGGAGGCUCAAGAGAAAAGUCACAAGGAAAACCUAGAGCAACUGAGAACAAAGCUGAUGCAGGAGAGAGAGCAGCUCAUCAAAAACCAUUACAUGAUGCUGGAGAAGCAACUGAAGGAUCAAAAGGCUUUCCUUGAGGAAGGAUUUGAGAAGAAAGCCAAGGAAAUGAGGGGAGAGAUACAGAGACUGCAACAUAACAUCGAGGAUAUGCAACAAAACAUUGGUUCCAUUGUGGACCUUCUUGUAACAGGAUUUGCUACAGUGACUUUUGGCCCUGUUGUACUGGUUGCAGAGGCAGUAAGAGGCAUUGCUUCAUUUUUUAAAUAGGAUCGGCUCUUCUUAUGAGGGAAUGACAGACUGUGAUAUACACUUUGUUUUAUUCUGAAGCUGGGUGUUUUCCAUUUUGACUCUGCAGAGCAGUUUAAACAUAAAAAGUGCUGAUUAUAGGACAUCUGUGUCCUGUCCACCGGAGGUAGAACAUACUCAUACAUGUUUGCACAGACAACACUUGUCUUUAGAGAACACAUUUUUGAAACCAUACCUAUGGAAGCUAUGCCAUUAGUCAUUACAUGUGAUUACUGUUAGCCAAUUUGACCGGAUAUAGAAUCAGCUAGGACACAAGGUUUUUUACACUCCUAUGAGGAUCAUGUAGCCCAGGUUAGCUUGUGGGGAAUUAUCUCAGGUUAAUAUGGUAGGAAACAUAUUCUAAGUGUGGACAGCACCGUUCCUGAAGACAUAGUAGAAAGCAAACUUGUGGCUUCCUGACUGUGGGUGCCAUGCAACCAGCCAGCCUCCACUUCUCUCACAAUGCAUUCUCUAGCCUUGACAGAAUGUAUCAUUGUGAUACGUGGGCCACAACAAACCCUUUAUGAAGGUGCUUUUAUGAGGGUAUUUUGUCACAGCAAGAGGAAAUGUCAUUGAUGUCGUAACAGUGAUAAGCCUGGAAACUACUUAAACAUCACUGAGUUAGAUUGACAACAAAUUUUAAUAUGACUUGAUCCUGGAGUACUAUAUAGUCAAGAAACAAAUGUCAGUCAAGCUAUCUGUAUAAUGAUUUAAAUCGAGUUAAAAUAUAUCUUAAAAAAUAAAGUAAUAGCACCAUA